Molecule: messenger RNA, 962 nt
Organism: Capsella rubella
Lineage: Eukaryota; Viridiplantae; Streptophyta; Magnoliopsida; Brassicales; Brassicaceae
Exons: 1
Coding region: 195-341 (48 amino acids)
Biological process (GO): negative regulation of cell population proliferation
Source: RefSeq, a predicted model, not a curated record
UUCACUCUUUAUAUAUACACUUCAUUCCCUUUUCUACUUAUCCACAACUCUCUUCUUUCACCCACCAAAGGGUUUUUUUUUUCUUCUUUUCUUCCUCACAUUCUUCUUCCACACUCACAAGUUUCAAUCUUUUUUAUUUGUUCUCUUUCUUCUUUUCAUAUUAUAUAAUAAAGCAAAAAACCUUGAUUGUUGCAAUGGCUGAGUUCAAGAGUAAGUUGAACAAAGGUCACGCCUUUACAAGCAAAUGUGCUUCCUUGGUGAAGGAGCAACGAGCUCGUCUCUACAUUCUCCGUCGUUGUGCUACCAUGCUUUGUUGCUGGUACAUCCAAGGCGAUGAGUAAAUAGAUGAUGACUCUUCUCCUUUAUAUAUAACAUCCCAAAUGCUAUAUAUAUACACGUAAAUCUAUAUAUAAAUAUAUAUAUCACCCUGUCCUCUAUAACUAGUUCUUGAAGCUUCAUGGACAUUGAAGCUCUCCUUUGGCUGUUUGGCAAAAUCCUAUCAUAAGAAUCUUGACUCUGUCUUCUGAUAUAUUCUGGUGCAGCAAAACCCUUUUACAAGCCUGUCGUUUUUUAACCUUAAGGAUCAAUCUUUUAGGGAUUUUUUUUGGGUUUGCUUCAUGGGUUACUUUGCAUCAGACAAGACAGAUACAGAGCAAGAGAUUUAUCCGCUAAUCAAGCCGGAGUUUUUACUGUGUCUCAGACAGACACACUGGAGAUGCUAGUUCUUUACGAAAUGGAAGAUCUUUGAAGGGUUUAGAUUGGUUUCACUUUCGACCGGAGAAGACUGUUUUGUUACAUCAGUUACAUUUUCCUCUGUAAAAUUUCAGCUAUGUUUCUCUUUUAUUGCAUCAUAUAUUAUAAUAAGACCAAAUAAAUGUCUAUGGUUAUGUUGAACCAUAUAGACUAAAACAUGUCUCUUUUGAUUCUCAUAUUCUAAUAAUAAUACAACAACAGUUUUCACU